This is a messenger RNA of Cygnus olor (mute swan), 3235 nucleotides long. It is a transcript of the gene SLC10A1, whose product is annotated as solute carrier family 10 member 1. The transcript has 6 exons. Bases 334 to 1512 code for a protein of 392 amino acids. NCBI's taxonomy places the organism in Eukaryota, Metazoa, Chordata, Aves, Anseriformes, Anatidae. The record is from RefSeq and is a predicted model, not a curated record. Gene Ontology annotation, cellular component: membrane. Gene Ontology annotation, molecular function: bile acid:sodium symporter activity. Gene Ontology annotation, biological process: bile acid and bile salt transport.
UGGCCAUACCACAGUAAGCCUCCCAGGUUGAAAUCCCUUCCCCAGUCCUGUACCACGGAGGAAAGGACUGCCGCCCUAGAACAACACACAUUCUGAAAAUUUCCCUAUCUAAAAUACUUUCAGACCCAGGUUUUAUAUUCUGCAAGCAGAGGACAAGAUUUUGCCAAGGGGGGAAGAUUUUCCUGAUGCAGAAGGACUGAAGAGCGCUCCUGCUCACUGAGCAUGGCCAGGAAGGGAUGGAGCAGCAGGCAACCUCACCAAAGCCUUUGAGAGCUGUGCUCACAGGUGUGUAAGCUGCUUACAGAAGAAGGGACGACUAAACUCUUCAUCAGGAUGAACAAGUCCAGGGGAGCCUCUGAGAGCCCAGAGCUCUGGAGCCCAGGUUGCACACAGAGCACCUCCUUGACCAGUGCAGCACCUGUGUUUGCAUUUGGCCAGCAGGCCACAGACACAGCCCUAAAUGUGAUCCUUAUUGUGGUCCUGUUCAUCAUCAUGGUGUCUCUGGGGUGUACGAUGGAGAUAGCCAAGAUCACAACUCACCUCAGGAAUCCCAAAGGCGUAGCUAUUGCUGUAAUGGCUCAGUACGGCGUGAUGCCCCUGACAGCAUUUGUACUGGGCAAGCUCUUCCAGCUGGGCCCUACGGAAUCCCUGGCCAUCCUCAUCUGUGGCUGCUGCCCAGGUGGAAACCUCUCAAACGUCUUCAGUCUGGCACUGAAAGGUGACAUGAACCUCAGCAUUGUAAUGACCACAUGCUCAACGGUUCUGGCAAUUGGACUCAUGCCUCUGCUUCUGUAUCUUUACUCGGGAGGACUGUAUGAGGGUGAUUUGAAGGGCAGGGUACCUUACAAAGGAAUAAUCACCUCCCUGGCCCUGAUGCUAAUCCCUUGUGCCAUCGGCAUCAUCUUGAAUGAGAAGAAACCACAGUACACCGGAUUUGUCAUCAAGACGGGGAUGGUUGUGCUUCUGCUGUCAUCUGUUGCAAUAAUUGUUCUAUCUGUGGCCAACGUGGGAAGCAGUAUCACGGUCGUCUUCUCACCAUCCCUCCUCGGAUCUUCUGCCUUGAUGCCUUUUAUCGGAUUCCUUCUGGGCUACAUUCUCUCCGCAGUCUUCAAGCUUAAUGACCGCUGCAGGCGCACAGUGUGCAUGGAAACCGGCUGCCAGAACGUCCAGCUGUGCUCUACCAUCCUCAAGGUUGCCUUUGCCCCAGAAGUCAUCGGCCCCCUGUACUUCUUCCCACUGCUCUACUUGAUGUUCCAGCUUGGAGAGGGCCUUCUGCUCAUCCUGGCCUUCAGGAUUCAUGAUGGAAUAAAGAAACCAAGUGAUGCAACAGAAGCGAUCUGUGCAGCUGCGGACACAAAUACUGCUCAAGAAAUGAAACCAGUAUCGAGACUCUGCAGAAACAGCAGGAAACCAGGAAAAUGGUACAGAGAGAUUCUGCAACAGCCGCUAUCACAGCCCCGCAGAGCUCCGCCUUCUGCAGCUGGUUUACAGGUUUCCAGCAGUUCCAUGUAAAGCUUCGAUCUGCUCCUCUUACACCACAGGAUGUGCCACAGAGCUAUCUCCACCCUCUCUCGCUUUCCAAAGACCGUGCUCCUCAGACGGCUUCUCCCUGCCUGUCCAUGAAGGAGAAUUCCAGGCUCCCACAAAGAAACAAGUCAUUGCAGCAACCUACAGACACUGCUUUUCCUUUGGGACAAUUUAGGGCCAUGCUCCCAAGUGUCUGCCCCCAGUUUUGCCUAUGCAAAACCACCACUCACAUCAGUUUCCUUUCUGAAUUUCACUUACUUGUAACUGUCCUGCUGGCACCUUCCAAGCAGUUCUCGAAGAGAUCGCUGAAGAUUAGCGUAAUUUCUCUAAUAAAGACCCAAAACGGGGUGUGAGAGUUUCCCAGUGUAGAAGCCAAGACCCGGCACGCAGCUGAGUACCCCGUGGGCUGCUGCUCACUCCUUUUCCACGAACCCGAGCAGCGUGCGGUGUGCCGCUGCUCUUCACACAGUAGACAGCACAGAAAUCCUGAACGUGGCUAUGCCAACUGUCUCCGUGAGCGGAGCUCAGGUCCAGCAAGCUGUACCGCUGAAAAUAUGUGAGCCCUGAACACGCCUUGCUUUGCAGGAGUCACUCAACUAGGCAGAACAAACCUCCAGGACACUAUCUAGCUACCUUCGUACUUAAAAGUUUAGCACCACGGAUGACCGCCAUUAAAACCUGUAAUGUGCUAAAAAUACACUGUAACAUGAAAUAAAACAGCUGAACUAAGAAUAAACAGGAUCAAACCAGGAACCUACACUUAAUAAACACAAGGUCAUUUUUGACCAGAAGUCAGUAUAACCCUCUGUAAUGCAAAGCCUGAAACCUCCCACUCCCAAAAACUGUCCAGUAAUAAUCUCGUUACCUACGCUAUCAAUCUGAAUCUCUCACCGCUUGCUCACAAGGCACAAAAGCUCAUUCACGUAACCGUGUUCCAAGCUAACAAACAAGAAACCAGCAACAGAAAGGAGAAAAGGCAAAGUGUCCUGCACAGACACCAGAAAUCUACCCACAACCUGAGAGCCAGCUCUGCUCUGUGCAGACCCUCCUCGAGUUUCCUACGACCUGACCAUAGGUUCCAAGGAUUUUUUAAAAGGUUUCAGUGUGUUACUGGAUUAUCUUUGUACUUUGUAAAGCACCUCAAAAGAAAACAUUUGUAAAUGUUUAGAUUCAGUUCUAAAGCUCUCUUGUAACGCGCGUAAGGGUUUGAAAAACACAGGGAUUGCACGUUGCUGCCUCUGUAAUGGGUGGGUAAACAUACACAGUACCAGGAGGCAGAACUGCAGGGCACCACUGUUGCAGUACUCCCAGAUGCCAAUUUAAAAUUCCCUCUUCUUUCUCUAGAAUGAGGACUCAUUCCUAUAAAAAUAUUUUAUCCAUAUCUCAGUGUCCUCUCAUACACGCAUGCACACACACAGAUGAAGUUUAAUGACUGCAUCCAUCUUUUAACAUUCCACACUUACUCUCUGAAAAAUAAAUUAAAAUCUGAACGAUUCACCCAUUCCAAUUUUUGCUAUGAACUCACUCUCUCACAGCAGGCUUCUCCUUAUUAUCAAGGUUCUUAUCUCAGAACAUGAAGUCCCCAAAAAGACGCAGACACCUAACGGCGCAGUGUGACGUAUUUUGAAAGGAAGUUCUCCCCCACACCCAAAACGUUCAGUAACAGCUUUGCUGUAGUUGAACAGUUAAAAUAUUUCUAGAUGGGUCU